AUGAGUGGGAGAAUACUCUCCCAUAGGCUGGGCCCUCUCUUGCGAAACGGUCACCUAGCUCGCCAUAUUCAUAAUGCAGGGUCAAGGACCGGUGGCCUGCUACGCGCAAACAGUGGCGCUGUUAGAGGACGCGCCUGGCCGAUAGGCUCGAAUUCGAUUCACAAUGUUCCAGCAGUCCGAUCAAUCUCGUUUGCUCGCAUGCUUCCAAAGCUGGCCAUGAAGCUAGUCAGGAUUCCAGCUAUGUUUGGCGGUGCAACUGUCGCGGGUCUGGCAUAUUUCCAGUACCAAGCAACCCAGGCCGGCAAUUAUGCGAUGGAUAUCUUCAGGCAAGCUUCGGAUACUGCGGGGAACACAGCGUCAACCUUGUUCCAAGGACUGCAAGAUGCAGCUGAGCAGACGCAACGCGGGUGGAACAAAACAACUGAGGAUAUUGAGGUCCCAGAAUGGCUGCAGAAAAUCCUCCGCAUUGACGAGGAGUCCGAGUCACGGAAGGGUAAUUCGUCUGGGGGAGGAGGCAAACCGAACGAAAGUCGAGCUGGGACUGCCGCUGCUGCUGCAGCUACUACAACGGCAUUUGGCUACGACCAGUCCGGCGAGGAAGAUACACGCUUGGAAAGGGACGCUGCGGAGGAUGACCAGAUGAUGCUUCUCACGCGCAAAAUGAUUGAAAUUCGGAACAUUCUUCAGACAAUCGGUCAAUCCGGUACCCUUACACUUCCAUCGAUCGUUGUCAUCGGCUCCCAAUCCUCUGGCAAGAGUUCAGUCCUCGAAGCUAUCGUCGGUCAUGAAUUCUUGCCCAAGGGAUCCAACAUGGUGACUCGGAGACCCAUUGAGCUGACCUUGGUCAACACUCCCAAUGCCCAAGCAGAAUAUGGCGAAUUCCCAGCGCUGGGCCUUGGAAAGAUCACAGACUUCUCUCAAGUUCAACGCACACUCACAGAUCUCAACCUUGCUGUCCCGGAAAAGGACUGUGUGUCAGAUGAUCCCAUUCAGCUCACAAUCUAUUCACCUAAUGUUCCGGAUCUUUCAAUGAUUGAUUUGCCAGGCUACAUUCAGGUUGCAGGCCACGACCAACCUCCUGAGCUCAAGCAAAAGAUCGCCGACCUUUGCGACAAAUACAUCCAACCUCCCAAUGUCAUCUUGGCGAUCUCUGCCGCCGAUGUCGAUUUGGCAAACUCCACGGCGCUUCGGGCCAGUCGUCGUGUCGAUCCUCGAGGUGAACGUACCAUUGGUGUGAUCACUAAGAUGGACCUUGUCAGCCCCGAACGUGGACGCGACAUACUUUCCGAUAAGAAAUAUCCUCUUCGUCUUGGUUACGUGGGUGUCAUCAGCCGCAUCCCUCAGACAAAUGCCCUUUUCUCCAGAGGCUCUGGAAAUAUCACUAGUGCUAUUCUCAAGAACGAGCACGCGUAUUUCUCUGCGCAUCCAGGCGAAUUUGGUCCACACUCAGAAGUCUCAACUGGUGUCUCAACACUACGCAAGACGCUGAUGCAGGUUCUUGAACAAACUAUGGCGUCCAGCUUGGCCGGAACAAGAGACGCUAUUAGCCAAGAACUCGAAGAAGCAACCUACGAGUUCAAAGUCCAAUAUAACGAUCGACCGUUGAGCGCCGAGUCCCACUUGGCGGAAAGCCUUGAUGGUUUCAAGCAUUCUUUCAAGGCCUUCGCGGAGAGCUUUGGUCGACCGCAGGUUCGGGAGAUGCUCAAGUCAGAAUUAGAUCAAAGGGUCAUGGACAUUCUGGCGCAGCGUUACUGGAACAAGCCGGUCGAGGACAUGGAUGUGCCAAUGUUGGAGUUGGAUCCCCUUAAAGAUCUUCCCAAGGCCGAUCCUGAGUCUCUCUACUGGCGCCGGAAGCUGGAUGCUUCUACUUCAUCGUUGACCAAGCUUGGAAUUGGUCGGCUGGCCACAACCGUUGUUGCCAAUGCUCUUAACAACCAUGUGGACUCACUACUCGCAUCUUCCACGUUUGCGUCUCACCCUGGCGCCCAUAAGCAGAUCACGGAUGCUUGCACUAGUAUUCUCAACGACAGAUUUUUCAGCACUAGUGACCAGGUCGAAAACUGCAUCAAACCCUAUAAGUUUGAGAUCGAAGUUGAAGAUCCCGAAUGGGCCAAGGGUCGAGACAAUGUGGGCCGAGUUCUCAAGGAAGAGCUCAAAUCCUGCGAAUCGGCCUUGAAGCACGUAGAAGACGUGAUUGGUAAACGCAAACUCAGAGAUGUCAUUGCAUUCAUCGACAAAGUACGCAAAGGCGAUGUUGUAUUGGAAGGCAAUGGCGAGGGCGGUGCGGGUGGCUUCAGUGCUGCCUUGUUGGAGAGAGGCCGAGAGGGUCUGUUCCUCCGCGAUCGAGCCGACCUCAUCAAGAUGAGACUACUGGCCGUACGAUCUAAGCAAUGUGCCACCCAAAAGAACAAAUAUUACUGCCCAGAGGUAUUCCUGGAUGUCGUCGCCGACAAGCUCACUUCGACGGCCGUUCUGUUCCUCAAUGUUGAGCUCCUCUCCGAAUUUUACUAUAAUUUCCCACGCGAGCUUGAUUCCAGACUUGGUCGCCACCUCUCUGACGCAGAAGUUGAGCGCUUCGCCCGCGAGGAUCCCCGCAUCCGCCGUCAUCUGGAUAUCAUCCGCAAGAAGGAGCUGUUGGAGUUGGCUCUGCAGAAAAUCGAGAGCAUUCGACAGCUUGACGGCCGCAAUCGAAAGCCCGAGCGUGCGCCUCCUGGAAAGGAAACACGCAGCCGUUGGAACCUCUUCUAG
Penicillium brevicompactum is the source of this 2748-nucleotide messenger RNA. RefSeq names its product dynamin-related GTPase MGM1. NCBI's taxonomy places the organism in Eukaryota, Fungi, Ascomycota, Eurotiomycetes, Eurotiales, Aspergillaceae. The record is from RefSeq and is a predicted model, not a curated record. The coding region runs from base 1 to 2748 and encodes 915 amino acids. Gene Ontology annotation, molecular function: GTP binding; GTPase activity; microtubule binding. The transcript is spliced from 3 exons. Gene Ontology annotation, cellular component: microtubule; cytoplasm; membrane.